Rhododendron vialii is the source of this 1213-nucleotide messenger RNA. RefSeq lists its product as uncharacterized. The record is from RefSeq and is a predicted model, not a curated record. The coding region runs from base 557 to 958 and encodes 133 amino acids. The transcript has 4 exons. Lineage: Eukaryota; Viridiplantae; Streptophyta; Magnoliopsida; Ericales; Ericaceae.
CUCCAACAGAAUUUGAGCAAUAAAGAGUUUACAGAAUUGAGGUGGAAACCUGGUAUGCAGGGGCGAGGGAGUAGGGGUGGACGGGGGAACUAUUCACAUUGUUACAUAUCGAAUGAUGGUAGUGGUAGCAGAAAACAUCCUUCUGAAAAGGAAAAUGGAGUCAAUCAAGUUCCAGACAAGGGUGUUGGGCUCUCGUCCUUGCCCACCUCUCAGGAGUCAAAAAAUAAAGAAGUCCUUCCUUCCACGAGAUGCUACUCUCUGCAAUUAAAGUUUCAUUGAUGUUUAUUUUAGAUUUUCCUUUGACCCAAUGUACAAGUAAAAAGAAGAAGUUCUCCCAUUGACUUUGUGACAGGAGAUGCUCAUGGGCAUCUCACAUCAAGCUCUAGCAGCAACUCAAUUGCUGGGACCCAGGCAACUUUGCCUGGAGUCUAUUUCUCAGCUUCAGAUCCUGUCCUGGUGCCAUGUCAUGAUUCUUGGCUUCCCAGAGCUGUAGGUGUAAUUAAGCGUGAGGUGGGAAGUCAGCGAACUACAGUCGAACAAAUUUCCUUUGACCCUUAUGAGGGAAAAUCAAUUCUUGCAGUUUCUGAUGUACGAAGCUCCACCAUUCAAGGAACAAGUACGAGCAAAUCCCUGGGGUAGCAAAUAUCAACAUUCAGAUUCAACACAACCUGCGUCUUCUACUCAUGGUGGCUCUUCUGUUCUUAGGCCUUUGCCCAAUUCAAAUAGACGUUCACAACAAGUAAUUGGUCCUCAAAAAGGUCCUAGUAAGGAAUGGAAACCAAAGCCAGCGAACCCAAAUCUCACUCAAGGAUCUAGAAUAGAUGGUUCAACUGAGGUUCCUACCGCAACAGAAAUUACUAUCCAGUCCAACCCUGUUCUGAGUGUCCUUGAUUCAAAAGAAGCCACAUCAAAACUACAGAGGAAGCUAAUAUGUGGAACGUUUCUCAUAGUGUGUUAGUGAAGCUUCUUUGGUGGAACACUUGGUGGCUAUGGCUUGGACAAUAGAGUUUUCAUACUAUCGCCAUUCUUGCAGAUCGUGUGAUCAAGAAUGAUUGAAAGAACAAUGGUCCAAUUAGUUGGGCUCUUUUAUGUAGUUUUUGUUGGGAAAUUGUUUCCCAAGCUAAUAUGAUGAAUCUUUAUUUAAUUGUUGAAUUUUUUUGUUGUAUAUUGACAUUUGGAUAUUGUUGAUGUUGAAUGGAAUAAAUCAUUUUUG